Molecule: messenger RNA, 700 nt
Organism: Myotis davidii
Lineage: Eukaryota; Metazoa; Chordata; Mammalia; Chiroptera; Vespertilionidae
Product: 60S ribosomal protein L14
Exons: 1
Coding region: 19-651 (210 amino acids)
Biological process (GO): ribosomal large subunit biogenesis; translation
Cellular component (GO): cytosolic large ribosomal subunit; ribosome
Molecular function (GO): structural constituent of ribosome; RNA binding
Source: RefSeq, a predicted model, not a curated record
UCGCCAAGCGCUGCCAACAUGGUGUUCAGGCGCUUCGUGGAGGUUGGCCGGGUGGCCUACAUCUCCUUUGGGCCUCAUGCCGGGAAGCUGGUCGUGAUCAUAGAUGUUAUUGAUCAGAACAGGGCUUUGGUUGAUGGACCUUGCACUCAAGUAAGGAGACAGGCUAUGCCUUUCAAAUGCAUGCAGCUCACUGACUUCAUCCUUAAGUUCCCACACAGUGCCCUCCAGAAGUAUGUUCGAAAAGCCUGGGAGAACAUCAAUACAAAAUGGGCAGCCACAAGAUGGGCCAAGAAGAUUGAAGCCAGAGAAAAGAAAGCCAAGAUGACAGAUUUUGAUUGUUACAAAGUAAUGAAGGCAAAGGAAAUGAGGAACCGAAUAAUCAAGCUUGAAGUUAGGAAGCUUCAAAAGGCAGCUCUCCUGAAAGCUUCUCCCAAAAAAGCACCUGCUGCUAAAGGUGCCGCUGCAGCUGCAGCAGCUGCUGCAAAGGUUCCAGCAAAAAAGGUGACCGCUGCAGGCAAGAAGGCUCCAGCCAAGGUUCCCGCUCAGAAACCUACAGGCCAGAAGGCAGCACCUCCAAAAGCUCAAAAGGGUCCGAAAGCCCCAGCCCAGAAAGCACCUGCUGCUCCCAAGGCAUCUGGCAAGAAAGCAUGAGAACAUGUGGGGCUACUAUAAACAUAUAAUAAAGGUUCUUUUUAACACA